CUCUUUUCACUCUUAUACAUGGCUGUUGCUGCGCUCAUUGAUUUCGUAACUACUACUCUGGCAUCCCACUUAUGGAAUCCUGUGAUUACACGCAUGCGAUACUUAUUAGAAAAGGAAGAGAUUAAUGGCAAGCUGGACAGCACAAUUAAGAAUCUAGAAGCCAUGAAACAGGAAAUCCAAAUUCGCCUUAUGAACUCUGAAAGGAAGCAAGAAACAUGUAACCCUGAAGUUGCAGAAUGGCUAGAAAAGGUGGCAGCCAUAGAAAGUGAAGUGGUUGAGAUGAAACAUGGGCAGAGGAAGAGAAGGGCACAGUCUUUCAGUUAUUGGUCAGAUUAUGAAACUGGUAUGCUGGCCGCCAAGAAACUCAAGGAAGCUGAGAGGUUGCAUGAAAAGGGAUCAUUCAAACAAGUUUCCAUUGAUAUUCCGCCAUGUUUUGUGCAAGAAAUGCCCACUGUACAUCCAACACAAGGAACAGACUGUAACCUAAGCAGAGUUCUCCAGUACCUGAAGGAUGACAGAGUUGGAAUUGUUGGCUUAUGGGGAAUGGGAGGAGUUGGUAAGACCACUUUGCUCAGGAAAAUCAACAAUCAUUUCUUGGAUGUAAUCGAAGAAGCCUAUGGAUAUGACCUUGUUAUUUAUGCUGUAGCCUCCAAGGCGUGUGGAAUAGGACAGCUUCAAGCAGACAUCUCUGAAAAGAUUGGACUCUUCCAGAAGCCAGGUUCUAGCAUUGAAACCCGGGCUUCAAUCAUGUUAAGUUUCUUGAGACGGAAGAAAUUCUUACUCCUGCUAGAUGAUUUAUGGAAUUAUUUGGAUCUAGCAGAGGUCGGUAUUCCAUAUCAUAAUGGCCCGAAUAAACAGAAGAUAGUUCUGGCAACACGUUACGAGAGUGUUUGUGGACAUAUGGAAGCUCACAGUGUGGUCUUUCUGGAAUGCUUGGACCCGGAGAAUGCUUGGAACUUGUUCAAAGAAAAAGCAAAAGAAGGAAUCAUUAAUUCAGAUCCUAGGAUUGAAAAGUUAGCAUAUGAAGUUGCAGAAGAAUGUGGUGGCUUGCCCCUUGCUCUUGUAACUGUCGGCCGUGCAAUGUCUACAAAGAAGACUUGUCAUGAGUGGGCACUUGCUUUGUCAUUUUUGAAGAAGUCUCGCAUUCAUGAGAUCCCAAAUAUGGGGAAUGUUAGCAACGUAUACACUAGGCUAAAGAUAAGUUACGACUAUCUGCAGGAUAAACAGAUCAAAGAAUGCUUCUUAUGUUGUUCUUUGUGGCCCGAAGAUUACUCAAUUCGAAAAUUUGAACUCAUAGAAUGUUGGAUGGGGAUGGGUUUGAUAGAGUAUGAUACUGUGGAGGAAGCAUACAACAAAGGUUACUCCAUUAUUGAAUACUUGAAGAAUGCAUGCUUAUUGGAGACCGGUUACCUAGAAGAUGACGUGAGAGUGCAUGACAUCAUCAGGGACAUGUCACUUUGGAUAUCUUCUGAUUGCACUGAAGGGCACAUGAAAUGCAUUGUUCAAGCAGGGGUAGGACUUCAUGACAUUUCUAACAGGGACAUCGAAACAUUUAGGUCAGCCAACAAGAUAUCACUCAUGUGCAAUUAUAUCACUCAAUUUCCUCAGGCCAUGAACUGUCCAAACCUGCAGUAUCUGUCACUACAGCAAAACUUUUGGCUGAAGGUGAUACCACCUUCUUUUUUAAAGAGCAUUUUAUCUGUGAUGUACUUGGAUUUUUCUUGGGUUCCCAUCAAGGAACUUCCAUCAGAGAUUGGCACACUAGUUGAACUCCGGUGUCUCAAACUUACACAAACACACAUUAAACUAUUGCCUAGAGCUAUUGGGAAACUAAGAAAGCUGAGGUUCUUGGACUUGAGCUAUAUGGAUUUGCUGGAGAAGAUACCUUAUGGUGUUCUUACAAAUUUGACAAUGCUAAAAGUGUUAAAUCUAUAUGGUAGCAUGUAUGCUGGCCACGAAGCAGAUUUAGAUUCAGAAAACCACAUGGAUUAUGAUGAGUUUAGAAUCGAAGAGUUAUCUUUCUUAACUAGAGAACUAAUAUCUCUAGGAAUAACAACAAAGAAAGUGACUACCCUCCAGAGGCUUUUUGACAUACCUGGAAUCCACUUGAGAUAUCUUGGUUUAUAUGAAUUGAAUGGGGGGAGGUCUCUUAAAAUCACUUUACCAGAAAGUAUCUUUGUUGUGAAUGUAAUGGGCUGUUUUGAUUUAAAGGACUUCAGUAUUACUAACAAGCCACAGUGUUAUGGAGAACGUCUUCCCAGGCUGGAGUUUCUCACCUUUUGGGAUCUUCCUGGACUGGAGAAGAUUAGUGUGGACCAUCUUCAGAACCUUCGUGUCCUUACAGUGGGGAGAGCUAAUCACCUGGUAAAUCUAUCCUGCAUUUUAAAUCUACCAUAUCUGGAGCAUUUGAAUGUGUCUUGCUGUGAUAACAUGAGGCAGCUAGUUGACAUACAUAGUGCUAUUAAACCAGAAGUGCAAUAUGAAAUACCUAUGCAUGGAUUUCGACAACUGAAAAUUUUGCAGUUAAAUUCAUUGCAAAGCUUGGAAAAAAUAUGUAAUUCUAAAUUGGAUUUUCCUUCUUUGGAAUACAUUGAUGUGUUUGCUUGCCCGAAGAUGAAGAAACUGUCUUUUGGGAAAAUGGCUGAACUGAAGAGGAUCAGAGGGGAGAAAACAUGGUGGGAUAAUCUUGAGUGGGAUAACGAAAGCAGUUCCUUGUCACUGUUUCCGUUUUUUAAAGCAUCGGAAACUUGUUCAGCAUCAUUAAGGCCAGAGUUAGAUACUACUGUGAUAUGCUCUUCACCUAAAGCUUUCUUCACCAAGAGGCAGCCCAUAUUGAAUUCUUCAGUACGGUUCACAUCUUAUCCUCAUGCAAUUUUUGAAACAGAAGAAUUUGAUGGGCGUUAG
Molecule: messenger RNA, 2904 nt
Organism: Lolium rigidum
Lineage: Eukaryota; Viridiplantae; Streptophyta; Magnoliopsida; Poales; Poaceae
Product: disease resistance protein RPS2-like
Exons: 1
Coding region: 19-2904 (961 amino acids)
Molecular function (GO): ADP binding
Source: RefSeq, a predicted model, not a curated record